Molecule: messenger RNA, 1974 nt
Organism: Olea europaea var. sylvestris
Lineage: Eukaryota; Viridiplantae; Streptophyta; Magnoliopsida; Lamiales; Oleaceae
Exons: 8
Coding region: 1-1974 (657 amino acids)
Source: RefSeq, a predicted model, not a curated record
AUGUUUUUUGGAUACUGGAAUGUUAGAGGGUUAAAUGACCCCCUCAAACAAUCUAAAGUAAAGAACCUCAUUACCUCCAAUAGGCUUUCUUUGUGUGGGUUGGUGGAAACUAAGGUUAAGGAGAAGAAUCAAAAUAAGGUGGCGAAUGCCAUCUUCAAGUCAUGGAGUGUCCUUACGAAUUACAAUUGCUCUCCACUUGGUAGAAUUUGGAUAUGUUGGAAUCCAAAUGAUGUAGAUGUUUUACUGGUGGGCUGCUCAGCUCAAGCUAUCCAUGUUCGUGUUAAUGCAUGUAAUGGUACAUGGAGUUGUGUGGUAUCAGUGGUAUAUGGGGAUAAUAUCCCAAUUAAGCAUGUUGAUCUAUGGGACGAUUUAGUAGCUAGGCAUGGAGGUUUUGCAUAUUUGCCGUGGGUGUUCAUAGGGUACUUCAAUUCUGUUCUCUCCCCGUCCAAAGUGGAAGGUAAGCCUACAUGUCAAGAUGAUCUUGAAAACUGCAUGGCAACAGUGGGUCUGGAUGAUUUGAAGUUUGGUGGUUGUUUAUAUACAUGGACUAAUAAGCAUGUAUCUGGCUCUAUUAUCAAGAAACUAGAUCGUGUAUUGGUGAAUUCGAAGUGGGAGGAUGAGUUUCAGGGAUCGGCAACUAUUCUCAUUGCUAGUGUGUCGGAUCAUUCUCCUAUGGUUGUGAAACUUGCAAAGCUACCGCGUAGGAAGAUUCCAUUCUGCUUCUUUGAUUAUUGGAUGGAUCACUUGCAUUUCUUUCCUUUGGUGGCUCGGGUUUGGGGUGAAACAGUUGUGGGAACUUCUAUGUUUUGUCUGUGUUCGAAAUUGAGAAUGCUGAAGCUUGCCUUGAAAGAUUUUAAUGAGGAGCACUUUUUAGAUCUACCUAGGAGAGUCACUCAAGCUCGGUUUGAUCUGAGCGUGUUCAGAGACCAGAAUACUGCUUUCUUUUUCAAGGCUAUGAAAAGUCACUAUGGCAAGAAUAAGCAGCCUAAUGGUGAGAGUCUGGAUAUGGACUUGCUUCGAAGAGCUCUUCCUAAAAGUAUCUCAGUGGUGCAUAAUGAAACCCUUAAUAGAGGUGUAUCAUAUGAGGAGAUUAAGGAGGUUUUGUUCUCUUUGAAAGAUAACAAGGCUUCGGGACUAGAUGGUUUUAAUGCAGGUUUCUUCAAGAGGACUUGGAGUAUUGUGGGAAACGAUGUUCUAUGUGCCAUCAAGUCCUUUUUUGACUCGGGGCAACUAUUGAAGCAAGUUAAUGCUACUACCAUUGCUUUGCUUAUGGCCAAUAGAGUCAAGAUGGUACUUCCAGAUAUUGUUGGAUCUCAACAAACUGUUUUUGUUAAAGGAAGACAUAUUAGCGAUAAUAUCUUUCUUUCCCAAGAGUUGUUGAGGAAUUAUAAUCGCAGUGGAGGAUUGCCUAGGUGUGCCCUUAAAGUUGAUAUCAUGAAAGCCUAUGAUUCUAUUUGUUGGGAUUUUCUUUUUGCUGUUUUAAGGCUGCUUGGGUUUUCGGAGAAGAUUUUAAGUACCAUUAGAGGUGUGAGAAAGAGAAGAUCACCAACUUGUGUUUUGCUGAUGAUCUUAUGGUCUUUGGGGAGAGCUAAAGUUGGUUUUGUAUCUCGCAUUGGAGACUGUCUCAAUCAAUUCAAAGCUUUUUUCGGCCUUGUUUCUAACCCAGAUAAGAGUAAUCUAUUUGCUAGUGGUGUUUCAUCAUAUCUCAAGCACCAGUUACUUAAUUGGGUUAUAAGGAGGGCUUUAGAUUGUAAGGUGUUGGUGGAUCGUAUUAUAGCCAGGGCUAAGAGUUGGACUUGUCGCUCACUUUCCUAUGUGGGAAGCAAGUGGAAGCUACUCUACGGGCCUUCUUUUAGAAGGGUUGUGACCUUGGUACCAUGCUACUUGCUUAAAGGUCGGAGCAUUUGGGAAUUGAAAUGUCCUAGGGACUGCUCUUUUGGAGUUGGAGGAAGAUUCUUGGGCUUAGAGACAUAG